This is a messenger RNA of Gadus chalcogrammus (walleye pollock), 1827 nucleotides long. RefSeq names its product multidrug and toxin extrusion protein 1-like. Gene Ontology annotation, biological process: xenobiotic detoxification by transmembrane export across the plasma membrane. Gene Ontology annotation, cellular component: membrane. NCBI's taxonomy places the organism in Eukaryota, Metazoa, Chordata, Actinopteri, Gadiformes, Gadidae. The record is from RefSeq and is a predicted model, not a curated record. The transcript is spliced from 16 exons. The coding region runs from base 38 to 1675 and encodes 545 amino acids. Gene Ontology annotation, molecular function: antiporter activity; xenobiotic transmembrane transporter activity.
UCCCGGACGGUGUGUGAGGGUCAGGACAGUGGACAAGAUGAAACCCAUUAGGAAAUGGAUAGCUGAGGAGCAUAAGAAGGAGCUGAUCCUACUCUUCAAAGUGUCAUCUCCAAUUUUCCUUUCACAGUUGAUGACCUUUCUAAUCGGUUUUGUCAGUAUGGUGUUCUGUGGCCACCUUGGAAAUAACGAGCUGAAUGCUGUAGCAUUGGCGAUAUCGGUAAUAAACGUCACUGGUAUCAGCAUUGGGUUUGGACUGUCUUCGACCUGUGAUACUCUCAUGUCUCAGACCUUUGGUAGUGGGAAUUUCAAGCAAGUGGGAGUCAUUCUCCAAAGAGGAAUCCUCAUCCUGCUAUUGGCCUGUUUCCCCUGCUGGGCGGUUCUUAUCAACACACAGUCCAUUCUAAUUGCUGUCAGACAGAGUGUUACAAUUGCCAGAUUAUCCCAGCUGUAUGUGGAAAUCGUCAUGCCUUCUCUGCCAGCUACUUUUAUGUACCUUCUACAGGGACGAUAUCUCCAGAAUCAGGGCAUCAUGUGGCCCCAGGUGAUAACUGGGGCCAUUGUGAAUGUUGUAAAUGUACUCAUCAAUUACAUUUUCCUCAAUGUGCUGGAUAUGGGUGUUGCAGGCUCAGCUGCAGCCAACGCGAUAUCGCAGUACGCUCUGGCCGCACUCCUGUUCAUCUACAUUAACUGCCGGGGUCUGCACCGGGCUACAUGGGCAGGUUGGUCCCCUGACUGUCUGCAGGAGUGGGGGUCCUUCAUCCAGAUCGCCAUUCCCAGCAUGUUGAUGCACUGUUUGGCCUGGUGGGUCUAUGAAGCGGGAGGCUUCCUCACGGGCCUCAUCAGCGAAGUGGAGCUAGGCGCUCAGGCUAUCGUCUACGAAAUAUCAUCUUUUGUUUAUAUGAUCCCAACGGGAGUGUCUGUGGCGGCCAGUGUGCGUGUCGGAAACGCCCUCGGUGCUGGAAAUACGGAACAGGCCAUAAUGUCUUCCAAGCUCUAUGUCAUUGUCGGAGCUAUAGCGGCAUGCAUUACUGCAGUUGUACUCGGAGUCUCGAAGGACGUGAUUGGAUACAUUUUCACUACAGACCCAAAAAUUGUUCAGCGGGUUGGUGAUGUCAUGAUCUUGUAUGGCUUUGUACAUGUCGGUGAAACCCUUGCGGGUGUGACUGGAGGUGUAAUCCGAGGUGUAGGAAAGCAGAAGGUUGGUGCUCUGUGCAAUAUGGUGGGGUACUACGUCUUUGGAUUACCAAUUGGAAUUUUGCUCAUGUUCCCAGCUGGAUUGGGUAUCGUAGGUUUGUGGUCAGGACUAUUUGUUUGUGUUGCAAUAGAGAGUGGUUUCUAUUUAGUGUAUCUGCCCAAAAUGGACUGGCAGAAAGUCACCAAAGAGGCCUUAGUGAGAGCAGGUGCACACCUAACAGAUAGGAAGGAGAAGCCUGUAAUGGAGCACAAGGAUUGUUGGCUGGAUAAGGUCUGUGAGACAGACCAGGGGAAGGCCUCUGGGGCUGCCGAUCCAGGAGCCACUCAGGUAACCCCAGAGCAGGGAGCCAGUGGAGCAGUGGUCCUCACAGUCAGACAGCUGACUGUACGCCGGGGCCUGGCCCUGCUGCUCAUGGCUCUCCUACUGGCUGCUGGGGUCCUGACCAACGAGAUGCUCCUCAGGUUUUUACAAUUGACCUGAAUGACAGAACUGCUCAUCGCUCCUCGUCGACCACAGAAAUGCUGUGGUCAGAAAUAAACUCCCGUUCCCUUUUUUGGGCAGAAAGUUAAACUCUGAUACCUACAUUAAAUGCAGUACCCUCAUACUUUGUGUAAUAUAUUGCCAUCCAUACU